AUCUACGUAUAGUUUUAAUAUUCCAAUAAGAUUUUAUUACUGAGCGGAGUGUUGAAACGCACAGACGGGUGGUGUGCGUUGUGGAGUGGUUUAGUGCUAAAUAAUUUCAUACAUAAGCUACCGUUCAUUUGCCGAUAGGCGGUCGUAGUGAAACUCGGCACGACUCAGCAAUAAUCAAGGAUGGAGGGAGAAACAAAGCUGUUCACGCGUGAGGAGCUGAAGUGCAGGUGUAAGCGCGACGACGCAGUGCUCAUCAUCCACAAUGAAGUGUACGACGUGACCAAGUUCCUGGCCGACCACCCGGGCGGCGAGGAGGUGCUCCUCGAGAAGGCGGGUCAAGAUGCCUCCGAACCUUUUGAGGACGUCAGUCAUAGCUCCGAUGCCAGGGCCCUGAUGAAGAAGUACAAGAUAGGAGAGCUGGUGGAGUGCGACCGGGUGCAAACCAAAAACUCCUUCUCGCCUAACUGGAACAACGACCAGUCUCAGGAGCAGGGCAACUGGGGUUCCUGGCUGACGCCGCUGCUGCUGGGCAUCGCCGCGACGCUACUCUACAGGUACCUGUUCGCGUAGUGUCGCUACGCAACGCCACGCCACAGCCACGCCACGCGACGCGACCUGCAUUCAUCGACUAUAGAAGCAAUAAAACGCAGACUAUUUUGUACUGAAUACAUUGUGAGUUAGCCAAAUGCUUAAAAGUUAAAAAUUAAAAAGGAUUUUACAUCUUGUGUGUAAAAGUGCUAUGAUAAAAUAUGGAUCAUUGUCUACAUAGAAUACAAUCAGAGGCUAAAAUAGUUCGUACUGUUUACAAAGUUUAUACUUUAAACGAUAUAUUGAUUCGUUUUCUCUGAUUGGGAAGAAUUAUAUCUCAUAGAAAAUUACAAUACAAAUUGAACACCGUUUCGUUUUGAUAUAAAUAAUAUUGUUCGUUCCAAAAGCUUCGCGUGAAUUCUCCCUUGUCAGAGUAUACAGACUCGGCUCACGAACACGAAUUAUGAUACAGUUAUUUUGUCUGUACAAAGUGCAACAAUGGCUAUUCAACAUAUUUACCUGUAAAACUAAAUAUAGGUACCUAAUAUGCCUAAAGCGUAACUGCGUCCCAGACGACAUCGCUUCCAAUGAAGAGAGAAUUUUCUAUUAACUAAUGUUAAUGCAUAAUAUUAAGCAAUAUAAGAUAAGAAUGUACGGCGGUGCACGAUGCCGUGAGACAGUUGCCUAAAAUAGUUAUAAUAAAACAAAAUCGUGUAUCGUUUGAAGCCUACAUUAGCAAUUCAUUCGUACAACCAGUUUAAAAAUAGGACUCGAAAUUGCCAUACGUUUAAGAUUCUCGCUUACAUGUAGUAAAAGAGACAAAUUAGUCGCCGUGAAGUAUCUGUAAAUGAGGGGUAUAAAACGAAAUGGUCCCUGUCCAUUUUUCUAACAAGAUAUUUUGUGUAAUUCUCUAGUAUACCGAUAAUCUGAGUGUAGGAACGGCACUACAAGUGUGCAUCUUUGGAUUUUAAUAUAAUAAAGUUGUCAUUUCAGGGUAAAUUUCUUGAACAGGUUGUACUAAUUUAUGAUGUGCUUUGACGUCGCGUGGCGGUAGUGUCACAAAGUCCCAUUUGGGACCCAAAAAAUAAUUUAUUUUGACAUUGUUCUUGCUGCCUUGAGCCACGAAUAUAUGCUAUUGCUGUUUAAGUAAGGUGUUAUAAAGACUACGUUAGAUGUGUAAGCGGAAAGUGCAUUUUUAUUUUCUUUAACUAUGGGCUACUGUUAAUGGAGUUGUACGAUAUUUUUCGUCAAUGUUGCAUUUGUUGGUGUGACGUAUGUACAUUAUUUCAACUUACGUAUCGGCAAUAUCUAUAGGUCCGGAUACCCGUGAGGACGGGAGCACUGUCUGUAACUGUAGCGCUCGCCUAUAACACUGCGAGUUAUUUUACUGACAUGUGUAUUCCGGGGAGCUCACAGAUAUUACCGACGAGUAGUAAAUAUGCUCACCCACAACAUAGCUAUAUUUAUUAGUUGAAUCAUUUAUUUAAUUCAUGUUAGUUUUACUGUAGCUGUUUGCCAACAUAAUAUGUGUUGAAAUAUUGGAGUGAAAUAAUAUACGGAGCAUACCAGUUAUUAUGCUUUUUGUUUGUAAGCAAAGUUAUUUUGUGGUAUAUAUUUACAUGAAUGGAUGAGGGUAUUUUUAGGUGCUGACUUUCAAUAAUUCGCCUAGCUUGCGAGAGUUCGUGUGUUUUUACCUAUAUAUUCUAUAAAAUAUGUCAAUUAUAACAAAUUGUCCAUUUAUGUAUAGAUGAUUCAUAUAUUUCAUAAUUUUGCACAAAUAUAUGUUUUAUGUAUAUGUUGUGAGACUUGAGCGCACAAGUGGCCUGUAGUGUGAAGGUAAUAAAAGUGCAGGUUAUUUAUACCUACAGUAACUUGGUGUGCAAGUCAUAAAAGCUUGCAAUAUAAUUCUGAAUCAUAUUCACCAAUAAGACUAAUCGCUUAAGGACAAUCAAUUAUAAAAAGUGCAAUUAAUUCUUAGAAGUACUUAAUACAUUUAUUAAUAUGGAUUCUCAUUAUAAAAUGUUUGCUCGUAACAGUACAGUUCAAAGUUAUAUAAAUGACAAAUAAACAUAUUUCCCUACUUUUAUGGAACAGUAACUACAGCAAUAAUUAUAUUAUUUUAAGGUCUAUUGGCAUAGUUCUGGAAACCUAUGAAGGACAUAGUUGUAGUAGAAGUUACACCAUGCAAUGAUGAAACAUUUUUUAUUACUUUACAUUAUGCACUAUUAAUAUAAUUCCAUAAUAAAGUGUAGUUUUGAGUAAAGGCUACUUGUGCACUUCAGGUAAAAGUUAACACACUAGUCACUGUUAUAAAGUCCUAGGAAGAGUGAUAGUUUAUGAAAACUUUAUGACACAGCAGGUCAUUGACCCCUGUACAGCUGUUUGCAUAACUAAUUAAAAAAAUUAAAUGUAUGUUGAACUACAUUUGUAUUUGGUUUUAAAAAGUUCUAAUGCCUACUAUAGUGGCUUUUUGCACAAUUUAAUUGAAAUGAAAAUCCUAACUGAAUAUAAAUCAUACAUUUACUUUUAUAUACUGCUAGUGGUGAAUAUCUGUAGACUGCAUUGAAAUUUCUACUCUGUUGCGUCAGUUAACCUGUUAUUAGUCUCAAAGUGUUCCUUACAAUUUUCAAAUAAUUAAUACACAUAUAAAUUGUGUUUAUUUGCAGACUAGUACCCGUCUACACACUUAUUACAUGUGCUCAGUCAUACAAUAUGUCCACAGAUAUUUAUUGCCAGCAUCACUAUUCUUGAGUCCUAAAUAUCAGUGACUAGUAACACUUCUCAGUUGUGACGUAUGUAUGUUUAUUUAUAACAAUUAUUUGUACAUUUUGCAUAUUGUUUGUAUACUUUAAAGUGUUGGAUGCAAAGGUGUAUGACUUUUGUUACAUUAUACAUAAACCAUGAAA
Molecule: messenger RNA, 3434 nt
Organism: Manduca sexta (tobacco hornworm)
Lineage: Eukaryota; Metazoa; Arthropoda; Insecta; Lepidoptera; Sphingidae
Product: cytochrome b5
Exons: 4
Coding region: 181-570 (129 amino acids)
Cellular component (GO): intracellular membrane-bounded organelle; membrane
Molecular function (GO): heme binding
Source: RefSeq, a predicted model, not a curated record